AUGGAGAAUGUGCUUGAUCUCCAACUCAAACUGGGUAAGAGACCACUUAAACCAGAGGGCGAUUUCAAUUUCUUGGAUGCUCCCCAACUAAUCAAACCCAUACCAGUUAAGAAACCCCAUCUUUCUCUCCUCGGUGGUGCAAACCAAUGCAAAGGAAAACAACCCAUGAUAGGGGAAUCUAGCUCUUCUGCUUCUCAUUCUAUCAGUAGACCCAUGGAGACCCUUGCUGAAACGAAUAAAAACACAGUGGAGCUGGAGCCAGUCUUUUACAACGUACCUGGUUUGGAGAGAAUUAAUGAUCGACCAGUGGACAUGAACCGAAACAACCUCCUCCAUUUACAAGAGAACGAACCUCCUGGUAUAUCCACAGCACUUACGUUGCAUGAGGAUCGCUACGUCAUAAGGAAGAAGCUAAAAGUAAGUGACGUCAACGGACUCUCUCGAUUGCUUCUGGGGACAAACCUAGUUCAGAGGUUCAUUCUACCAUUCUUGGGAGCAGGGGAAGUAGAAAGGGCGGAGAACGGAGAAGGUACACGAGUGGUGAUAAAGGAUGUGGAGACGAAUACGAACCAUGAACUGACCUUCAAGAAAUGGUCUACCAGCAAUAGCUACGUUCUCGUCGACAACUGGAAUGCUCAGUUUGUGAAGAGAAGGGAUUUGCAGGCACGAGACGAGAUUGGGAUGUAUUGGGAUCCUUACUACGACUGCUUUCUUUUUGCUGUCAUCAAAAGAGCCCCUCAUGGCGGAUAG
Nelumbo nucifera (sacred lotus) is the source of this 750-nucleotide messenger RNA. NCBI's taxonomy places the organism in Eukaryota, Viridiplantae, Streptophyta, Magnoliopsida, Proteales, Nelumbonaceae. The record is from RefSeq and is a predicted model, not a curated record.